Punctularia strigosozonata HHB-11173 SS5 is the source of this 3148-nucleotide messenger RNA. Its product is annotated as TBC-domain-containing protein. The transcript is spliced from 19 exons. The record is from RefSeq and is a predicted model, not a curated record. Bases 97 to 3057 code for a protein of 986 amino acids. NCBI's taxonomy places the organism in Eukaryota, Fungi, Basidiomycota, Agaricomycetes, Corticiales, Punctulariaceae. Gene Ontology annotation, molecular function: calcium ion binding.
CCGUGGUGUGGUCCCCCGGAUCUGCCUGUGCGCCCAACAACCUGCCAUAGGGUCAUAGAUACAUCCGCCUGAAGCACCGGCGUCAACUCUCGAGUCAUGUCUACGAUCUCGACGCAACUUCGCAACUUCAAGGAGCCCACGAAGGAGCAGCUUACCCAAAUCUUCUUCUCCAUACCACACAAUGAGCUCGUUGAUGGCACGAAAACGAGCGGAAACGGAGAGAAUGCGGCUGGCGCGGCGGGGGAGGAGGCCAUGGAAAUCAGCGCUACACUCACAAUGGAGCCGGAGGCAGAUGAAGAUUCAUACGCUGGCAAAUUACACUUGUUGCCUCCUUACCUCGCUUUCGCGAGUAACGAUCGCAAGUCCGUGCGAUUCACCAUACCUCUCUCAACGAUCAGGAAGGUUGAGAGGCUCAACGCGCGGGCGGGAAUUUACGCGCUGAGUCUAUCACUUUGGCAUGGGAUGAAGAUCGUCGUGCAACUCACUGCGCUCCGACCCACUGCAGAUCUAUUCUGUGCUCUCCUCAAGGAUUCUCUCAAAGCCGAGUUGCAGCGCGGCCGGAUGAAAGCCGUCAAGGUGUUCGUCAAAACGUGUUACUCCGAAGCACUUCUGGCGAACUCUGCCUCCGUCGCGGAGAAGGAGCGCGAAGAUGGCAGUUUGAUAACUAGCGAGAGCUUAGAAGGGGUGGUAGACACACCCGAGACGUCAUAUCACGGCGGUUUAGGCCUUAAGUUUAGGUUCCCGGGAGACCCGAAGAAGUUGCGCGAAGCCUCUAAGAUAAAGCUUUGGACCAACUACUUGCGAACGCAUGGACGCAAUCUCACCCUCAUGCGGUACCCCCAGUGCACUCGUCUUGUUCAGGUCGGCCUCCCAAAUCGUCUCCGCGGUGAAAUGUGGGAGACCCUUUCGGGCUCUAUGUAUCUUCGUUUCGCGCACCCCGGGGAAUAUCAGCGUAUCCUGGAAGAGAACACCGGCCGCACAACAGCCAGCACUGAUGAUAUCGAGAAAGAUUUACAUCGCAGCCUACCCGAGUAUGCUGGGUAUCAGAGUGAAGAUGGUAUCAACGCGCUUAGGAGGGUGCUGCAAGCGUACUCGUUCAAGAAUACAGACGUAGGCUACUGUCAGGCCAUGAACAUACUUGCGGCUGCCAUUCUGAUAUAUAUGUCGGAAGAGCAGACGUUUUGGUUAUUAGACGUCCUCUGUAAUCGCUUGCUGCCAGGCUACUACAGCCCAUCCAUGCACGGAACGCUGUUGGACCAGCGCGUAUUCGAGUCUCUUGUACAUCGGUGCCUCCCCAUGAUCCAUGAUCAUUUCCAGGCGGUGGAUGUCCAACUUUCGAUGGCGUCACUGCCGUGGUUCCUCAGCUUGUUCAUCAACAGCAUGCCGAUGGUCUUUGCAUUCAGAAUCAUCGACUGUUUCUUUUGUAUGGGUUCAAAGGUUCUAUUCCAGGUCGGGUUAGCAAUUCUGAAGAUCAACGGCGAGAAGCUCCUGCAAAUACAGGAUGACGGAGGCUUCAUCAAUCUUAUGCGAGAUUACUUUGCCUCGUUAGGUGAUUCCGCUCAUCCCACCUCCUCCGACCCCCGUGCGAGAGCCAUCACUCGCUUCCAAGAGCUGCUCUUGGUGUCCUUCCGGGAGUUUUCGCUCAUCACAGACGAUGAAAUACUCAAGGAGCGCCGCAAGUUUAGAACGGAUGUGAUCAAUUCCAUCGAAUCCUUUGCUAAGCGUGCAGCUGUCCGCAACCUGAAGACCAUGGGCAGGUUUAAGAAAGAGGAAGUUGGGUUGAUAUAUGACGCGCUGUAUCGUGCCAUGUGCAUCAUCCCGCCCCCGAUCGCACCAAAUCGACCUAGUCCGUCGCUCUUGACGUUGAACAACGGCGAGGAAGAACGACCGGAGACGCGCGUCGGAUUGCGGACAUUCCAAUACUUCCUCAGCGAGAUCGCGACUUGGGCGAGAGACGAAAAGAUAGUUCUCAAUGGUUUCCAACAAAGAGUUGAUCGGGAUGUGGCCGAGCACGAGUUCAUCGACCGCUUGUUCUUUUUCUGGGAUACUUCGUGUAAAGGCGCCCUCUCCUUUCAGGACCUUGUGUCAGGCCUCGAUGGUGUCAUGUUCAACGGCUUGAUGGAGAAUAUCGAAUGGUUCUUCAAUUUACAUGACAAGAACAAAGAUGGCUAUCUGACAAGAGACGAAGUUUUGACACUCUCUGAAUCUCUGCUGUUCAUCUUCCGCUUCGAGGCGGGAGACGCUUACCUUGGUGCUGUAAGCCGAUUCAUGUCCAAUGUUUUCGAGUUCGGGGACGCUCUGCAACCCGAACCGCAAGGGGAGCCUGCGUCUGAAAUGUCGUCGAAUCAACCAUAUCUUAACCUCGCGACGUUCCGGAUGGUUGUUUUGGCAGACGAAAUCUUGGAGUCCUUCUUUGAAACCGACUUUUCGGCUUCCUUCAAGCUUGAAUCCGUCCCAUCGAUGGAGCUACCCGACAGUAGUAAUUACGGGUUCUUGGGCGGUCUCUGGUCAACGAUAGCGUCUGACGAUAACAAGAAGAUAUUCAACAAGUUCAGCGAUGAGCUCGGCAAGACGAUAGGCAAGCAUCAGGUCAUACACAGGCCCUCCAUAGGUCGCUACACAAGACUCGACGAACCGAAGGCGCGAGAGUCAUUGCUAACGCCGUCCAUGCGCCGAUCUCCGUCGUCUGCAUCGCUGAGGAGCACCGAUCAAGCGACUACAUCCCAGGCAGGAUCGUCGCUGGUCACUUCUCCCUCACAUCUCAACGUAGACACGAGUGCUACUCCAAGCUCUCCUUCCCUAGACGCGCAAACGAUGCCCAACCCGAUGCAGAAGGCCGCCGAUGCCGCUAAUGCCGUCCUGAUGGAACGAACGCCGUUUGCCAUCGACGAGGCAGGAGACGAAGACGACGAUUUCUUUGGCGAUGAUGGUAGUGGAGGUAAUGAUGACGAGGUCAUGGACGAGGUCGACGCCUUCCUCGAAGCGCAUGACUCGGGCCUCAGCGCAGCCGACCAAGCACUCAAUAAAGAUCUGCUCCACGCGGAACCCAUCCGAUAGACAUUUUCUCGGCCUUCUGGGGAUCCGUAUGACUGACUGGACAUGUACCAAUAGCUCAUCAAUACAACAGACCCUGGAGGGUGUUGCUGAC